AACUUUUCAAAGAAGAAGAAGGAACACAACGUGCACCGCAAAGAUUUUAUUCAAAAACAUUUUAUUGUUAUUGAAGAACUUGCCUAAAUCAGAAAAGCUAAAGCAACAAAAUGAAACUGAGCACUUACAACUUUCUUACCUCGAUGGCCAUCAAAGGAGUGAAAGUAGGUUUCCCCCUAAAACUGACGAUAAACAAAAAGGAAGUGGUGGAGAGCGAGUUUAAUCCAACGUUUGUGGAGCGAAUUUUGCCAAAACUGGACUGGUCGGCGGUUUAUGGAGCUGCGCAAGUGGCGGAACUCACAGACGACAUACCCCCCACACAGCCAGAAAACAUUGGCGAUAAUGAGCUGCUCCUACAGAAACUCCACCAUCUGCUAUUCGAGAUUGACGUACUCGAGGGUCAACUGGAGUGCCCGGAAACAGGACGUGUUUUCCCCAUCACCGAUGGCAUACCCAACAUGCUCCUCAACGAGGACGAGGUCUAGGUCCGCCCAUUCAUGCUUUUCUGUACCAUAAUCCCUCUCCAGACGCGCAUUAUUAUUAAGUUAGCUUGUUAGUUUUAAUGUCUGUUUAUUUACCAGUUACUAAAAAAUAAUUGGAGCUUG
This is a messenger RNA of Drosophila ficusphila, 605 nucleotides long. RefSeq names its product multifunctional methyltransferase subunit TRM112-like protein (gene Trmt112). The transcript has 3 exons. Gene Ontology annotation, molecular function: protein heterodimerization activity. The record is from RefSeq and is a predicted model, not a curated record. Lineage: Eukaryota; Metazoa; Arthropoda; Insecta; Diptera; Drosophilidae. Gene Ontology annotation, biological process: tRNA methylation; peptidyl-glutamine methylation; rRNA (guanine-N7)-methylation. Bases 111 to 485 code for a protein of 124 amino acids.